Messenger RNA from Penicillium riverlandense, 1716 nucleotides. RefSeq names its product SANT/Myb-like DNA-binding domain-containing protein. NCBI's taxonomy places the organism in Eukaryota, Fungi, Ascomycota, Eurotiomycetes, Eurotiales, Aspergillaceae. Gene Ontology annotation, molecular function: transcription corepressor activity. Gene Ontology annotation, cellular component: Swr1 complex; NuA4 histone acetyltransferase complex. Bases 1 to 1716 code for a protein of 571 amino acids. The record is from RefSeq and is a predicted model, not a curated record. Gene Ontology annotation, biological process: chromatin remodeling; negative regulation of transcription by RNA polymerase II; DNA repair. The transcript has 3 exons.
AUGGCGGCCGCCGAUGUUCGCGAAAUGCUGGACCUGCCGGCGGAGGGGCAGCCCAGGCCGCAUAAGAAGCAGAAGGUGGUAGAGAAACGGCCAGAGGGUAUUACUCGCGAGCUGUACGCGCUGCUGGGCGAACGCGCGCCGCCGAUCGCCAUCAACGAGAACAAGUACAAGGGACGCCCGAAAUGGAUGAACAAGCUCCGAGUGCGACCAUGGCGCAUGACGCCCUUCACGAACAGUGCGCGCUCUGACGGCCUGGUUUUACAACACUGGCAACGAAAACAUGAAUCGACAAAACCAGCAGCACCCGAAGGAUCACAGAUGGAAGUUGACGAGACCAAAGAAGAAGGAAAAGAUGACCAGGAGGCAGCGCAUCCAAAGCCACAGGAGCAGGAAUACGCGUUCGCCAAGUACAACGUCCAGGCGCGCCUACCACGUCCGUACACAGAUGACGAGUACAACCGACACUUAAAGCGCGACGACUGGACGCGCGAAGAAACAGAUUAUCUGAUGGAACUGGCUUCCGAAUACGAUCUGCGAUGGGUGAUUAUUGCAGACCGCUACGACUACCAGCCGCCAAUGGACACGGAACCGGAUGACAGCGCGCUGGUCCCCGCCAAGCAGUACCGGACCAUGGAGCAGAUGAAAGCACGAUACUACCAGGUGGCGGCACACAUGCUCGCCCUCGAGCACCCACCAUCCGAGAUGUCAGAGCUCGAGUUCGAGCUGCACGAGAAGAUGCUCAAGUUCGACCCGGAACGCGAGCGAGACCGCAAGCAACUCGCAGCGCUGCAGCUGGACCGCACGGCCGACGAAGUGCGCGAGGAAGCCAUGUUGCUGGAAGAACUAAAGCGCAUCACCUCGAACGAACAGAACUUCGUCACCGAGCGCCGCGAGCUGUACUCGCGUCUCGAGGUGCCCAUCAGCGUUGGCAACACCGCCAUGUACCAGUCCAGCGCGGGACUCUCGCAGCUCCUGCAGACUCUGUUGCAGGCCGACAAGAGCAAGAAGCGCCGCUCCCUGUUGGGCAUGGACGGUGCUCUCCCCAGUCCAGCGGGCCAAACCCCAACACAGGGUCGCGGCGAAACGCCCGGUGUCACGCCCGCCUCUAUCCCACACAAGAAGGGCGCUGCCGCUGCCGCCCGCGAAGCACAGCAACUUACCGUGCGCACGCUCACCCCCGCCGAAGAAGCCCGGUACGGCGUGCAGCACCACGAGCGCUUGCAAGCCGGCGUGCAAUUCCGCAGCGACCGCGCCCAGAAGCUCACGCAGGCCAAGUCCAAUGUGCAAACGCAAAAGCUGGCCGCCGCGCUGGCGGAGCUGGAGGUGCCCGUGCGCCUGAUGAUGCCCACGGAGCGAGUCUGCAAGGACUUCGAGAAGCUCAUCCACUCCGUCAAUUUACUGCUCGAUGCGCGCAAGGUCUCCGAGAAGGUGGAAAGCGAGAUCCGUGUCCUCGAAGCGGCCAAGGCUGAGCGCGAGCGCAAGGCCAACGAGGCGGCUGGGAUUGCGCCGCCGGAUCCAGAGAACCCAGAGGUUAAGACCGAGACUGACGACGCGGGCGCUGGUGUUACGGGUGGCAAUGCGAAUAAGGGGCAAGAUGACGAGGCGAAUGCGGAGGCCAAGGACACACCGGCGACGGAUGCUGAUGGCGCUCAUAAACGAUCUGCUAGUGUGCUUAGCGGGGUCAGUGACAAGAGCAAUAAGCGGCAGCGCCGGUAA